GAUAAUGACAGGCGGCCACCCACAACAGCCCUGCGUCUGCUGAGUGAGAGAGUCAAGGCGGUGAUGCGAGCUCCCCACUCUUUCCUUCUUGUACAAAAUUUCCUCUUCCUUCCCGUUCGUGGUUGUAUGUCGGCUCUAUAAUAACACAACUAACCACUACAUCUUUACACUCAGAUAAAAACUCUAAUUGGGGGCCGGUUAGACGCGUAAAAGACGUUUUCCAAACGCACGACUUUCGUUUUUUUUACCCUAAUUGAUGUGUUUAGUCGAGCUCAUCUCUGUCUAUCCGCGGAACGACAACAAAAAUAACGCAGGGCAGCAACAUUAUUCAACGAUACCGAGUGAUAAACCAAUUUUCCUUUAACGAAGAAUAAGCCAAUGAAGAGACACAGGACUUUAGUGCGCACAAGGCAGCCGGCCUUGACGGCCGUGGACCGGCGUGGAGACGCUGACGGCUCAGGAGGAUCCAUUUCCAACAGAUGACUGGAAGCGCUGUCUGUAGUGAGCGAGGACCAGCCCAUCUUCGAGCCGCCCUUCGCCGCGCCUCCGGUCAUGCACAUGAAGGUGGAGAUGGCGUCGCCCGGCGCCUUCAGCCAGACCUCCAAGCCGAGCCCAGAGCCCAGUGACCCCGAGUGGGCGGGGAAGAGAGGCGAACACGUCAACGGCACCAGCCGUGAGUCCCCGGUGGACUGCAGCGUCACCAAGCGCUCCAGACACAUGAGCAGCGACGGGACCCCCAUGUCCUACCAGACCUCGUACCCGGAGCCCCGCGUCAGCCCCCAGACCAGCACCCCGCCCAGCAGCGGCGCGGAGGAGAAGAGGGUCAUCGUGCCUGCAGACCCCGAGGUCUGGACGCAGGACCACGUGCGGCAGUGGCUGGACUGGGCCAUCAAGGAGUACGUCCUGGAGGAGGUGGACGUCAUGCUGUUCCAGACGCUGGACGGAAAAGCCCUGUGCAAGAUGACCAAGGAGGACAUGAUGCGCCUGACGUCGGCCUACAACGCAGACAUCCUGCUGUCGCACCUCAAUUACCUCCGGCAGAGUAGCCCAACGUUCUCGUACCCCACGACUCCCACCAGCAGCACCCCCCCACAGCAGCCCCGGCUUCAGGUCAAAGCAGAGAGCGGUUUUGAUGAGAUCAGCCGCAGAAACAGCUGGCCCACCAACACCAUGGCUGCCGCGCCCAAAGGUUCUUCGAUGGAUCACCAACACACCACCAGAGUCACAGAACCCGCUCCCAGACUCGUACAAGACCCAUAUCAGACAUUAGGGCCCAUUAGCAGCCGACUAGCCAACCCAGAAGGCCAGGCCCUCAGCUCGUCCAAGAACCGAACAGGCAAACAAAGCCCAUACAAGCUGCCUGACCCCAGCGCUCACAGGCCUGUGGGUUCGGGGCAGAUCCAGCUGUGGCAGUUCCUGCUGGAGCUGCUGUCCGACAGCAACAACGCCAGCAUCAUCACCUGGGAGGGCACCAACGGCGAGUUCAAGAUGACCGACCCCGACGAGGUGGCCAAGCGCUGGGGCGAGCGCAAGAGCAAGCCCAACAUGAACUACGACAAGCUGAGCCGCGCGCUGCGCUACUAUUACGACAAGAACAUCAUGACCAAGGUGCACGGGAAGCGCUACGCCUACAAGUUCGACUUCCAGGGAAUCUCGCAGGUGCACCAGAACCACACGUCGGACGGCGGGAUCGUCAAGUACCCGGGCGACAUGCCCUACGUGCAGCCCUACCACAGCCACCAGCCCAAAAUGAACUUCAUGGGGGGUCCUCCGCCCAUGUCCGUCUCCCCCGGGAACUUUUUCAGCUCCCCCACGUCAUACUGGAACUCCGCCAACAGCCCCAUCUACCCCGGCUCAGCCAUGAGCAGGCAUCCGGCCGCCCACUCCCACCUGAGCACGUACUACUGAGGACGGCGUGGACGAUUGGCCACCGCGGACGAGGCCCGACUGAACGAACAGUGAUGACGCUACGGCCUGAUGGAGGCAUUAGGGCGCUGAGGCUGCACCACCUCCGAACCUCAGAAGGACUCGACAGGAGCAGCUCGGCCUCGCGCUCCGUGACGGACAGAAAAGCUUGGUAUUGUACUCCUCCAAGGCUUUUCCCAAUAUGCUGAUAAAUAUAUCAACAAUUAUUCAGUUGUUAAGCCAAGUUUGGGUUUUUGUUGUAAGUAACGUGUUUGAUAGUAAACUGAAAUUGAACUCGUGCCAGUUACUGCGUGGGUUUCGUUGUUAAUCACAUUUAACUCCUGACAUUUGUAAAAGAGAGUCUGUACAGAAUGAUCGUCAUGUAACACUGUAACAUUUACUCCAUGUAAUAAAUGAUGCUUGUACCUGAA
Molecule: messenger RNA, 2336 nt
Organism: Betta splendens (Siamese fighting fish)
Lineage: Eukaryota; Metazoa; Chordata; Actinopteri; Anabantiformes; Osphronemidae
Gene: fli1rs
Product: Fli-1 proto-oncogene, ETS transcription factor-related sequence
Exons: 10
Coding region: 553-1908 (451 amino acids)
Biological process (GO): cell differentiation; regulation of transcription by RNA polymerase II
Cellular component (GO): nucleus
Molecular function (GO): DNA-binding transcription factor activity, RNA polymerase II-specific; sequence-specific DNA binding
Source: RefSeq, a predicted model, not a curated record